Peronospora matthiolae is the source of this 525-nucleotide messenger RNA. The record is from the annotation of a GenBank genome assembly. Lineage: Eukaryota; Oomycota; Peronosporomycetes; Peronosporales; Peronosporaceae.
AUGAUGAUGUCCUUGGUCCGUAUCAUAAAGCCACGCACUCUUGCGAAGGCGGUGCGCAACGUGCACGUCGAGCGAAAGCUGGAGGAACUGGGCUACACGCUACCAGCCGUGGCCGACCCCAAGGGCAAUUACCGCACAUCGGUGCGUUCAGGCAACACCAUUUACCUGGCUGGCCAUCUACCCCAACCUGCAGGCGGUGGUGAUCUUAUUUUGGGCAAGAUCGGCAAAGACUUGACGCUGGAGCAGGGCUAUGACGCUGCUCAUUACGUGGCGCUCAGCCUCAUGGCUACACUCAAGAACGAAGUGGGUGAUCUGGACAAAAUCAAGCGCAUAGUGAAGCUCGUGGGCUUUGUCAAUUGCGUCGAUGGAUUCUCCCAGCAGCCAGCGGUCAUCAACGGCGCGUCCGACACCAUUGGCAAAGUGUUUGGUGACAAGGGCAUCCACGCUCGCUCGGCUGUGGGCACGAACGCCCUUCCGCUCAACGUGGCUGUGGAAAUCGAGGCCGUCGUCGAAGUUGAGAAGUAA